Ambispora gerdemannii is the source of this 423-nucleotide messenger RNA. Lineage: Eukaryota; Fungi; Glomeromycota; Glomeromycetes; Archaeosporales; Ambisporaceae. The record is from the annotation of a GenBank genome assembly.
AUGUCUUUUGCAAGUCCCAUUUCGUGCGUGACACUUAGGUCCAGUCCAUCCCCAACGACAAUAACCACCAUCCAACUUUUUACAAGCUUGCUUGCAAAGAGCGUCACAACAGUUGACGCAAAGGGUGCAGGAAUUUCUGUCCCCCUCGCACUGUUGGCGACGUUUGGACUGAGACUUGCAGAUAUAAAUACUUCUCUCACCAACGUGAAACAACUACUUUGUGUGACCCGUUCACGCUUAGACCGUAUUUAUGUAACUGUCAUGGCACAGUUGCCGGAAAAAUCGUGGGAACGACGUAAACAAUCACAAUUCUCUGGUCUUGUAAUCGGACUUUUUCGAACACCAAGAUUAUUGACAUUGCGCUACUUUACUAUUACUUGUUACCCCAUGUCGCGAGCAACAUAUACAAAUAUGAAUUGUUAA